Molecule: messenger RNA, 1033 nt
Organism: Didymodactylos carnosus
Lineage: Eukaryota; Metazoa; Rotifera; Eurotatoria; Philodinida; Philodinidae
Source: the annotation of a GenBank genome assembly
AAAAAAAGAGAGAAGAAGUUAUUUUAGAAAGUGCUAAUGAUUUUACGAAACGAUUGUAUCGCCUUUUGGAAACCGAUGGAGCUGUUCUUUCAUAAAUAAAAGACAUCACUUUGCAGAAAAUUUGAUGGCAAUUCUUUCAAGAAAAAGAAAAUCGUUCAGUCCUAGUAUUAGACGAAAAAAUGUUACAGUCGAAAUACAGGCUCUAUUAUUAUAGCCAUAAGUCUAGAUGCAAAAGGCCUGGUGAUUUCAACAUUUUACCACAGACAAGAGACCCAACGGACAAUCUCCUAGUAGUUUCACAAUUUUAGAAAACAUCUUAGUCACAAAAUUAUGAUCAAAACACUGGUUUUUGCAGCCACUGUACAACAUUGACUAAAGAUAAUGUAAUCAGAGAUACCCGAAAGUCAUAGGAUUCGCAAGAAUCGUGUUAAGAUUUUAAACAAACCUACGCGAAAUCCUAGUAGGAUCCUAACAUCUAAGAUUCUACUAAGAACUUUUUAGGAUCCUAGCAGAAUCCUGGCGAAAUCUCGGAACUUUCGGAUAUUUUCUGAUUUUAUUAGUAUCCUAGUAGGAAAGGCAUAGGAUUGCCCCUUAUCUCGGUAAAGACUCUGUGGUUAUGUUAAUGGUUGCAGUUUUCGUCAAGUCUGAUCAUAAACCGGCAUUUCACACAAUGUUUCUAUUUGUUGUGUUUCCCACGGACUGUUUACAGUCUUUUCCUUUUCAAUAGUAAAUGUUAAUCAGUGAAAAAAUUCGACGUUCGUAGUGUUUUUCCUUGGUGAAGUUGAAUGAAAGCGUCUUUUAUAGUUGUUAUUUUUAGCUUGUUAACGGUACAGAUAUUCGUGAAUUAAAUUUGCAAUGGUUUCGAUCACAAAUUGGACUGAUUAGUCAAGAACCAGUAUUAUUUGAUUUAUCAAUAAGAGAAAAUAUAGCUUAUGGUGAUCAUUCACAUGAAGUCUCAUUACAUGAAAUAAUAACUGCAGCUACUAAAGCUAAUAUUCAUAGUUUUAUUGAAACACUUCCUCAGGUAACAUAA